AUGUUCUCCAGUACCGUGGCCCGUCCACUGCAGCUGGUCACUCGGUUCAUGCAAUGGGCCAGUGCAGUCAUCGUGAUGGGUAUCACCUCCUACUUCAUCCACCGAGGACCUCGCGGCCAGCACAUCAUCUACCAGGAAAUUAUUUCAACCAUGUCUGUCGUCUUCUUCCUGCCCGCCUUUGUCUCGCCAUUCCUGCCCAAUGCCUUGAGCAAGUUUGUUCUGGGCGUCGAUGUCGUCUUCUCGUACCUCUGGCUCACGGCAUUCAUCUUCGCUGCGCAAGACUACAACUGGCAUUCUUGCUACUUUGACGCUCCCCCGGGCGCCAGCUGCUCCAAGAAGAGGGCCAAUGAAGCAUUCAUGUUUCUGACAUUCAUCUUCACCUUCUUUGCUAUCUUCCUUGAAGUCGGGGCUCUCUGGGCCUACCGUCGCGAGAGCACACCGGUCCGCGAGAAGAACACCGGUGGAGCCCAUGGCGGUCCAGCCGAUGCCCCGGUGGCCACGGUCUAG
Messenger RNA from Aspergillus sclerotioniger CBS 115572, 507 nucleotides. RefSeq lists its product as uncharacterized. The transcript is spliced from 4 exons. Gene Ontology annotation, cellular component: membrane. The coding region runs from base 1 to 507 and encodes 168 amino acids. NCBI's taxonomy places the organism in Eukaryota, Fungi, Ascomycota, Eurotiomycetes, Eurotiales, Aspergillaceae. The record is from RefSeq and is a predicted model, not a curated record.